Momordica charantia (bitter melon) is the source of this 2994-nucleotide messenger RNA. Its product is annotated as putative E3 ubiquitin-protein ligase XERICO. Lineage: Eukaryota; Viridiplantae; Streptophyta; Magnoliopsida; Cucurbitales; Cucurbitaceae. The record is from RefSeq and is a predicted model, not a curated record. Gene Ontology annotation, molecular function: zinc ion binding.
ACUUCUGAAAGGUGCGAAGAGACCAACCCUAGAUUUAUGCAGCUACACAAAUCAGGAGAGUUCCACGGAAAGUGAAACUGAAGCGUCAUCAUCUUCUCCACCACAUGUCAUCUCCAAAUUGGUCAUUGCAUUCUCCCUCCGACACGUGGCCGUACAGAUGUUCCCUUCAUUUUCCCGAUGAAAAGGUGGUCUUUUUUUUUACCAUCACAGUCAAUCAAAACACCACACGUAUCCCAACCCCAUGGUCAGCCCCUAACCAGGGUUAAACAUUGGUGGUUAAGAGAACCUCAGUCAAAUGUAUAAAUGGUAUAUUCUCCAGCCCAGCCCUCUAGAGUUCACUUCUGGGCUUAAUUUGGAGUUUGCCUCUAAUUUUUCUACUCCCCCACCUCCAGACUUCGUUUUAGCUGAAAAAAAAGUGCACAAAUUGAGGGUUUCUGAAGAUGGGGCUCUCCAAUUUUCCGCCUCCGGCUGAAGGAGUGUUGCUAUUACCAGUGCUAUUGAUGAACACAGUAAUGUCAAUGGCUUUCUUGAAGAGCUUGGUGAGAUCUGUGAUACAAAUGAUGAGUGCGAGUGGCAGUGCGAGCCCUUCGAGUUCUGAGGAAGAAUACGAUUCAGAAAAUGCAAGAGAAAGAAGAAUCUCAAUAACCCAGUUCAAAUCCUUGCGCCAAAGCUUCAAUGGCGGAACAGAGGAUGGCUCUGCUUCGAGGUGUAUUGCGGCAGAGUGUUGUGUUUGUCUUUGUGGGUUCGAAGCCGACGAGGAAGUUAGUGAGUUGUCUUGCAAGCACUUUUUCCAUAAGGCUUGUCUUUCAAAAUGGUUUGAUAAUAAGCACAUUACUUGCCCUCUCUGUCGCUCCAUUCAAUAGAAUUUAAUUUUCAGCGUAGCUUCUGAAAGGAAACUUUUGCUUUCAUUCCACCAUUUUGAGCGUUUUCUUUUCUUCUUUUUUUUUUCUCCCAAUUCCUACUCUAUCUCUCUCUCAUGUCGCUCUCCAUAUUUUAAUCCGAGCGAAAGGGAUGAAGUUUUGUAAUAUCAUCACUUUCCUUUAUAUAUAUGUAGUGUACAAUGAAAGAUGAGGGCUCGUGACAGUGUUUUCUGAUAAAUCUUUCCUACUUCCUCUUCACUGUUCUAUUAACCUCCUGGCCAAAAUAGAAGCACCCAAAAGCAAAUUUAGAAUUCAUCAGGCUUUUCAGGGUCAUACUCAUAUUUCCUCAGUGGGAGGAAGAAGAAGAAGAAGAAGAAGACAACUGAGAAUCAGUCAAAGCAAGCAGCUUUAAAUGGCUUGGAGCAGUUGGGGAGUCACAUAACUGGAAAUUUCGAUGUGGGACGGUCCCUUCUGUGAAAAAUCUAGUUCCAAAGUCAUUCAACACAACAACUGCUCUCUCUGCUGGGCAAAUGGAUGGCUUGAAUUCAGCUAUUGGCCUUGACACAAUGAGCGUUUGUGUCAAAUGUUUGUUGCUUUCUCUUUCUGUCACAAAGAUUUGUAACUUGUCUGUACUCGUUAUAUUGAAGAUUGAAGAAGGAUCUCCCAUGAACCAGACAUGUCUUUCUUGUAUUUAUUUGAUAUUAAUAUCCACUGGGUAUGCUUCAAUCCUUCACCUCAUGGCAAAGAUCCAAUCUUUUUGGGGCCCCAAAAUCCUUGGCCACUCAUUUCUGGCAGUAAAUUAAACGAAGAUCUCAAGUUUUGUAUAACAUUUUGAUAUGAAUGACUGUGGAUCUACGACCCAAAAAAACCUGUCAUCUUCAUGACCCAAGGAGGGAGAGAUUCAGACAGAUUUGAAACCAUAAGCAAGUUGGAAAGAAAUAACAACAGAGAGUUAAAUGAAAUCCACAGAAAUUGAGAAUUCUUUGUACAUUUCUCGAAGUUUUUAGUGCCACAAGAAGAAUUCAGUAUUCAUAUGUGAGUAUGUAUAGAAGGGGCUGCAAAGAAAUUGAUAAAAUACAACUUAAACAGUCUGUAUUAUUACUGGAACCUUGAAAUGUUUACGUAGGCACUUCAAGAGUUUUAACAAUUGUAUUGCAAGGAGCUCUGAAGUAUCAGAAAAUUAUUUAGCUGUAUAAUUCAGUAAAAACUUUACCACAUGAUAAUGUAACAAUGAUAACAAACACAGCCAGGAGAUGCAGUUUCUUUCAGUCAGAGUCUACAGACAUCUGUUUGUUUGUUUCCAAUUUCUUGUGUUUCAGCCUGAUGAACUCCUCGGCCUCCUCAUCAAUGUCCUCGGUGUAGGAGUGAGCAUGGUGGUAUCUAGGAGCCUCGCGAACAUCAGAUUUGUCGUUGCAAUCGUCGCUGAAGGUUACAUGAGGUCUAUGGUUUUUGUGGUGCCUUCGAGUCACGAGCGCAGAGUCAGAAAUGUAACCUCCAUAGUCGUUUGAAUGAAAACCAUGAUGAGCAUGGGACUUGAACUGGAAAUUUUCAGAAGACAUUUCCAAGCUGGUAGAGAAACAAGUAUGAUGGUUUCUUUUCUUGUUUGUGAAUGUGUAUUUGAAACGUCUCGCAGUGCAUAUAUAGAACAAUUUUAUUCCCCAAGGAUGAGAAUUGAAUCCAAUACCUUCUUUUGAGAGUAGGGCCAGUGAAGUUUUUGACUUUAAUUAGGACACGAAAGAGACAUCACUUUGAAACCUCGUGUAAAAGUUAAAAGCCUUUUUAUAGGAGAAUCAACUUGAAUAACAAGACACUUCUCUCAUAUCUACAGCCUAUGUACCAUUGAAACAAACCUUAAGAGGUUUCCAAACGUACCAAAAUAUCUAACCACAUUUGUGUCAAGUUCAUGUCCCAGCUGAGUGAACGAGUAAAUUCGGUCACUCUGUAACUACAACGUAAGUAUUGACAUCGACGAAAAUAAAAAACCUUUCUGCAUUGAUGGUAACCUACCCAACAGGCUGCCUAAUAAAUAACACUCUGAUUUCAAUAAAUUGAUUCUAUAAAAGGGAACUUUACAAAUGUGGAUGCUACUCAAGUUAAAACUGAAGAAAAGUUCACACAAGUAAUGUAUCAGAGA